Erinaceus europaeus (western European hedgehog) is the source of this 3369-nucleotide messenger RNA. It is a transcript of the gene WDR6, whose product is annotated as WD repeat domain 6. The record is from RefSeq and is a predicted model, not a curated record. Bases 31 to 3366 code for a protein of 1111 amino acids. Gene Ontology annotation, molecular function: protein binding. NCBI's taxonomy places the organism in Eukaryota, Metazoa, Chordata, Mammalia, Eulipotyphla, Erinaceidae. Gene Ontology annotation, cellular component: cytoplasm. The transcript has 6 exons. Gene Ontology annotation, biological process: tRNA methylation.
CGAGGCCGCUGCAGAGGCGCGGGCGCCGACAUGGAUGCCAACGAGGACUACAUCUGGCCGCGGGCCACCUCGGAGCUCAUGCUCCUCCCGGUUACGGGCCUGGAGUGCGUGGGGGACCGGCUGCUGGCGGGUGAGGGGGCUGAUGUCCUGGUGUACAGCUUGGAUUUCGCUGGGCAUCUUCAGAUGAUGAAGAGAGUGCAGAACCUGCUCGGCCACUACCUUAUCCACGGAUUCCGGGUCCGGCCAGAACCCAAAGGAGAUACUGACUCGGAAGCUAUGGUGGGCGUGUUUGGGAGCAAGGGGCUCCGAGUUGUGAAAGUCAGUUGGGGACAGGGCCGCUUCCGGGAGCUCUGGCGCUCUGACCUGUGGAACAUGACUGACUGGAUCUGGGACGCACACUGGCUUGAGGGAAACAUGGCCUUGGCCCUGGGCCACAAUUCAGUGGUCCUCUAUGACCCGGUGGGAGGGUCCAGCCUCCAGGAAGUGUGCUGCACAGACCGGAGCACGCUCUCCUCAGCCUGUCUGAUUGGAGACACCUGGAAGGAACUGACCGUGGUAGCAGGUGCCAUUUCCAACCAGCUCCUAGUCUGGUAUCCAGCAAGUGCUUCAGCAGACAAGCCUGUGGACCCUGACCGAAGAGUUAGCGGCCACAUGGGUGUCAUCUUCAGCAUGUCGUACCUGCCGAGCAAGGGUUUGCUGGCCACGGCCUCAGAAGACCGAAGUGUUCGCAUCUGGAAGGUGGGUGACCUCCGAGUGCCUGGGGGUCGGGUGCAGAAUAUCGGACACUGCUUUGGGCACAGUGCCCGUGUGUGGCAGGUCAAGCUAUUAGAGAAUUACCUUGUCAGCGCGGGAGAGGAUUGUGUCUGCUUAGUAUGGAGCCAUGUAGGGGAGAUCCUCCAGGCCUUUCGGGGCCACCAGGGUCGCGGCAUCCGGGCCAUAGCAGCCCACGAGAAGCAGUCCUGGGUGAUCACUGGAGGUGAUGACUCCGGCAUCCGACUGUGGCACCUGAUGGGGCGUGGGUACCCAGGCUCUGGAGUCUCAGCCCUCUGCUUCAAGUCCCGUAGCAGGCCGGGGGCCCUCAAGGCCGUGACAUUGGCUGGCUCCUGGCGAUUGCUGGCAGUGACUGAUACAGGAACUCUGUACCUCUAUGACCUUGAGGUUAAGUGCUGGGAACAGCUGCUGGAGGACAAGCGCUUCCGCUCCUACUGCCUUCUGGAGGCAGCCCCUGGGCCUGAGGGCUUUGGACUGUGUGCCAUGGCCAAUGGGGAGGGGCAUGUCAAAGUGGUCCCCAUCAACACUCCCACUGCUGCCAUUGACCUGAGCCUGUUCCACGGGAAGGUACACAGCCUGAGCUGGGCCCUUCGUGGCUAUGAGGAGCUGCUGCUGCUGGCCUCGGGCCCCGCCGGCGUGGUGGCUUGUCUGGAGAUCUCCGCCGCACCCUCGGGCAAGGCCAUCUUUGUCAAGGAACGGUGCCGGUACCUGCUGCCUCCUAGCAAGCAGAGAUGGCUCACGUGCAGUACCUUCCUCCCUCCUGGUGACUUCCUAGUCUGUGGGGACCGCCGGGGCUCGGUCCUGCUGUUUCCCUCCAGACCAGAUCUGCUCAAGGAUCUCGAUAUUGGAUUCGGGAUUGGAACACUUAUCGAGAGUAGUGGCAGUGGUGGGGAUGAGGAGACCUCGCUCCAGUGUGGCCCUGUGUCUACUCUCCCUUCUCUGCAUGGGAAGCAGGGUGUGACCUCGGUCACCUGCCACAGUGGCUACAUUUACACUACAGGGCGUGACGGGUCCUACUACCAGCUCUUUGAGCGAGAUGGCCAGCUUCACCCUGUCCUCAGGCAGAAGACCUGCCGAGGCCUGAACUGGGUGGCUGGGCUUCGCAUGAUGGCUGAUGGCAGCGUGGUCAUCCUGGGCUUCCAUGCCAAUGAGUUUGUGGUGUGGAGCCCCCGGUCACACGAGAAGCUGCACAUCGUCAGCUGUGGUGGAGGUCAUCGCUCCUGGGCCUUCUCAGAUACCGAGGCAGCCAUGGCCUUUGCUUACCUCAAAGAUGGGGACGUCAUGUUGUACCGGGCCCUGGGGGGCCUCACACGCCCACAUGUGAUUCUCCGGGAGAGUCUGCAUGGCCGGGAGAUCACCUGUGUGAAGCGUGUGGGCUCCAUCACCCUGGGGCCUGAAUAUGGGGUGUCCGGCUUUUUGGAGCCUGAGCUCCAAGAACCUGGCAAUGAGGGACCCGGCCUGAUCGACAUUGUGGUCACGUGUAGUGAGGACACCACUAUCUGUGUCCUGGCAUUCCCCACAGCCACAGGGUCAGCGCACGCGCUGACUGCCGUUAGCAACCAUAUCUCCUCUGUGCGCGCGCUGGCCGUGUGGGGUGUCAGCACUCCAGAGCCUCAGCCGGGCCUUACCGCUCGCGUGGUCUCUGCGGGGGGCCGGGCGGAGAUGCACUGCUUCAGCAUCACCGUCACCCCAGAUCCCUGCACUCCAAGCCGGCUCAGUUGCCACGUCAUGCACCUCUCAUCCCAUCGGCUAGAUGAGUACUGGGACCUGCAGCGCAAUCGGCACCGGAUGGUCAAGGUGGAUCCGGAGACCAGGUACAUGUCCUUGGCUGUAUGUGAGCUUGACCGGCCUGGCCAUGGCCCUCUUGUGGCUGCAGCCUGUAGUGACGGGGCAGUGAGGCUCUUUGUUUUGCAGGACUCUGGGCGGCGGCUACAACUCCUGGCUGAAACUUUCCACCACAAGCGAUGUGUCCUUAAGGUUCACUCCUUCACACAUGAGGCGCCCAACCAGCGGCGGAGGCUGUUUCUGUGCAGUGCAGCCACUGAUGGUAGCUUGGCCUUCUGGGACCUCACCAAUGUGCUGGAUCAUGGCUCCACUGCCCUGGAACCUCCAGCGGAUACUGGGCUGCCCUACCGGCUGGGCACCCCCUGCCUGACCCUCCAGGCUCAUGGCUGUGGUGUUAACAGCCUGCACACCCUGCCCACGCAAGAGGGUCAUCUCGUGGCCAGUGGCAGUGAAGACGGCUCCCUCCAUGUCUUUGUGCUUGCUAUGGAGGUGCCAGAGCUGGAGGAAGCUGUGGGAGGUGCUGAGCUGGUGCCCCAGCUGCACGUGCUGGAAGAAUAUUCUGUCCCCUGUGCGCACGCCGCCCAUGUGAUGGGCGUCAAGAUUUUAAGCCCCAGUCUCAUGGUCUCAGCGUCCAUCGACCAACGGCUGACCUUCUGGCGUCUGGGGCAGGGUAAGCCCACCUUCAUGAACAGUACCGUGUACCACGUGCCAGAUGUGGCCGACAUGGACUGCUGGCCUGUGAGCCCCGAGUUUGGCCACCGGUGUGUUCUGGGGGGCCAGGGACUUGAGGUUUACAACUGGUAUGACUGACGU